AGUCCAACUGUCAGUCAUCGGCCACGUCACCGGUGUCAUCAUAUAGCUGCACCAGUGCAGAUUUCCUUGCCGGAGGCACAGCUCUGCCCGAAAUUGACACUGAUUUCUACCUGUACGAUAACCCGACCAACGACUUAUCGCCGACAUUGCCCAUGGACGCUGGACAUGUGCCUUCCACAGAAAGGCUUUUCAGCACAAGUGUUCCACAGAUCCCUCAUCUUCAUUGUCCACAGAGCGUAUCUUCUCCAGACCCGCUCGACGACGUUAGAGCUGAUCUGAACCGGAUCCAAUCGACCGUCCAAAGUAGCGUCAGAAAUGUUUCACACUCUCAACUGUUCGAAAUGAAGUCUCUUGUGAGAGACACCUACAAUGGCCUUGAGACUAUGAUCCAAGACGAGAUUGACUGCGAGAUACACUCCCCCAACAGUACUAACAGCACCAAUAGCAACAGAGACAGGUAUGUCUGUCAGCUGUGCGAACCUUACAAAAGGAAGACGUACGCCACGAGGGGGUCAUUCCGCCGACAUGUAUCUACUGAUCACCGUCCUCGGUAUAGAUAUUUUUGCCCUCUUUGUGACUGGGAUACUCGCAGGAGGGACAAGGUCUGGGAGCAUUUUAGGCUUAGACACCCACCACCAGCCAAGCUCAGACCGAACGAUAUCAAGCGUACCAAGCUCAGACCGCCGAGAGAUUGUCCGCUAUGCAAGAAGUCCGUGCAGUCCUGGGAGGCUUACUUCAACUGUGUCUCCGAGCAUUGCCGCAUACAAAACGGCAGCUCCCCGGCAACGAGUGGAGUUCAAAGCAGAAGAAACAGUGGGGACAGUGGGAGUGGUGGCGAUGGAUUCAAUGGCCAUUUCGCUCCCGGAAACUCGUUUAAUGGACAUGGACCUCAGACCCAGUUUCCAAAUGGAGGUGGGAACAAUCCAAAUAACGGAGACAAUUACUUCUCUGGAUAUGGACCCUAUUUCAAUGGAAACGGCUACUCCAGGGAGAGCAAUUGUGCACAAAUGGUUGAGCAGAGACUAUCACAUCCCCUUAGCUCGGUCCCAGAUAGAGACGAUGCUUCCCCAGACCCUGCAUUAUUUUCUCAUCAUCCAGGAAGGAAAGCCAGCGGGAUAAGCCAUCUGAAACCAAAUAGUCUUUCGAGUCACCACCAGCUUCUUGAUUCCACCAUACAAAGGAACUCACAGGCUAUUCCGCCUAAGGAUCAUUCGGGAUACCACAGCGGGAGAAAGCCACAGAAUCCGAGGGGCCUUUCUGAAACAACGUCUUUCAACGACAGGAGCCCACCCCUGAGGACAUCGUUCAAAGAUCUGUCUCCCAAGGAGUCUCAAGAACGCCCUGCAUCCGAGCCUCAGAAUUUGCCCCCAAAGAAAUGCAAGUCAUGUGGCCAUAUAAUGAAGGGUUGCGUUGAAUGCAAGCUUCAGAAGGGUACUGGGGAUAGGUGCCAUCUAUGCACUGGUAAAGCCAGCCAGCAGCACGGAGCGCUCAGGGUUCUGGAGGAGUAUGACCAAUAUUAUGAUUUUGCCUGCAAUGGCAUGUCAGACCGGAACCGCUCAGCGUCAAAGAUUGCUUGGGCCUUAGAACAAGUGUCCCAGGCUUUUAAGCCGAAAGAUGGUCCAUGUAUAACUGGAAUCAGCCGUGCAGCCACAGAUGCUUUGUCCGAUGGGUCGUGUCAGUGGGUCUCAGUUAUGAAAGCUAUCGACAUGGCGUAUGCGCUUCAGGCUUCCGAGCAGUCUACCUUCAAAGCCAUGGGCUCCAGCAACCCAACAAAGGCUCUCUCAAGUACCUGGGAGUCCCAUGCUAUCCGAUCUCGUUUCAUAACGAUGACUCUAGCUCUGUGUUCACCGCAGAUGUACAACAAGUUUGGGCAUUCAGGCUCGCUGAAAGGCAUUCAUAUAGAACUUUCUGAAGUUCUAUGCGACACACGGAAUAUUAUUGGAGAUACAAGUGUUGCGUAUAAUACUGGUCCACAGAAGGCAGCAGCGCCAGCAUUUGCUGCUGAGCAUGCCAUCCCACGCCUUUCGACGGCUUCCGAAAGCCUUUGUAAAAUUCAAUCAAAAAUCAUGUCUUUCAACAACCAUCAAAUUAGGUCUUUGUCAGUCGGGCCGUAUGAGAGUGGGGCUUUGUCUCUAUAUGACGUGGCAGUUGAACCUACAACUCUGAAAAUUAGCAGAGGAUCUACUAUAUAUCGUACAUCCUGUGUCGUUAAAGACAGACAGUCUUCUCAACAUUCGAAUUUUUUGAUAGCACCUAGUUCAGCCAAAGUCCAGCUGACGCGCAGGAGGCACUCUAGAUUGCGAAAAAAGCUUCAGGUGAUCAUUGAGAUCCUUGUAUUACAAGCAUCUGUCGCCCAUACGCUCCCAGUCUCGAAGCAGUUGGAAGAUAGGAACCCAAGGAAUCCUAUUACAGAGUCUGCAGACACUGACCUCGUUGAGGUCGGUAGCGACCUUGACUCGUCCGAUCCCAAUUUCCUGCCUCAGUGGCUCCGGGAAACUAUUUCCACAUUUUCUGCAGGACUGAUAGACAAUGUUGAGUCUACGAUGCUUGCAACACCGAUGUACAAAGCCGAAGAAGAGAUUUGGCCCAAGGUCAAGACGUUUGUAGGAUCUAUGGCGAGCUACCUGGAAACUCCCGUUAGCCCGACAGUGAUCGAACAGCAUAUUGCUGAAUAUAGGAAACUCAGAAUGUGGUGACCUGGUUACUCUUGAUGGCUAUGGUCUUUGCCUUGUAUAGGUAGUGACUGUCCUUUCUUCGACAUUUUCUUGAUGUGAUGUACAAA
Messenger RNA from Aspergillus caelatus, 2782 nucleotides. Its product is annotated as putative C2H2 zinc finger domain protein. The transcript has 3 exons. NCBI's taxonomy places the organism in Eukaryota, Fungi, Ascomycota, Eurotiomycetes, Eurotiales, Aspergillaceae. The record is from RefSeq and is a predicted model, not a curated record. The coding region runs from base 153 to 2696 and encodes 847 amino acids.